Dermacentor albipictus is the source of this 7569-nucleotide messenger RNA. Its product is annotated as phosrestin-2-like. Gene Ontology annotation, molecular function: G protein-coupled receptor binding. Gene Ontology annotation, biological process: G protein-coupled receptor internalization; signal transduction. The record is from RefSeq and is a predicted model, not a curated record. Gene Ontology annotation, cellular component: cytoplasm. NCBI's taxonomy places the organism in Eukaryota, Metazoa, Arthropoda, Arachnida, Ixodida, Ixodidae.
AUGGGCGGAAGCACACAGAAGCAGCACCGACAGCGCUGGCAAAGCCGCCACCACGCACGAAGACAGUGCGGUGCCCGCAGUAGCGAAGAGCUCAUUUCAACGAAUGCCGUUCGCCCCUCGAACACAGUAGCCACGGCCGGCGUUCUGAACCGAGCCGCAGGUGGCAGCGGGAACGGCACGAGCCGCGCGCAGUCCCCGCCGGCGACGUCGUGCGCGCCGCAGCAGCCGAGCAGCGCAGCACGGCUGGCCGCGGCCGGCCCCAAGCUGUCUCGGGGCGGCCUGUGCUGCGUGCACGAGGGGGCCGCCACCGACGACGAAGAAGCGGACGACGUGGCUCGCAAGUCCGCGGCUGGUCGGCGGCCGCCCCCGUCGCAAGCCAAGGUGGCGCGGUUCCACGAGCUGCGGCGGCAGGCCUCGGCCAAGUCGUCGCCCGAGCAACGAAAGCGAGAGGCCUCACCGCCGCUGUGCCACGUCGAGCUGCGCGGCAGGAAGGUCGUCAAGAAGACCUCGCCGGACUCGAAGGUUACCUUAUACAUGGAGAAACGGGAAUUCUGUGACCUGGGAACUUGCACGGAGCCAGUCGAGGGCGUGGUAGUGCUCGACGCCGACCAGCUGCAGCCCAACGAGCGGCUCCUGGUGGCGCUGGUGGGCCGGUUCCGGUACGGCCGCGAGGAGGACGAGAUCCUGGGCAUGACGCUCUGCCGAGAGGUCUACCUGGGACACACGCAGCUCUGCCACGAGCAGCCCAGCUCGCCCCGCACCCCGCAAGCCGCCACCGGAUCCUCCACCACCGAACCGCCAAAAUCCCCCGGCCGUGCCCUGUAUGCCAUGCAGCUGGGACCUGUGCACCGAAGGUUGAUGGACGCCCUGGGCGAAGCGGCCGUGCCUUUUCGUUUCGAGUUUCCCCGCGACGCGCCGGUGUCGACGGUGAUGCAGCGGCUGACUCCGGAGUCCGGAGACACGUGCGGAGUCCGGUACCUGGUGCGGUGCUACACGUUGCUCGAUGAAGAAGAGACGCCCGCGCAGUGCAGAAGCUGCGUGAACAUCGGCAUCCGCAAGGUACAGUGCGCCACCACGCCGCGCCCCAUCUGCGUCGGCCCGCGGUCGGCGUUGCUCACCAAGGACUUCCCUCUCAACGCCGGCAAGCUGGUGGUGGAGGCGAGCCUCGAAAAAGAGCUCUACUUCCACGGCGAAGAAAUUGUGGUUAAAGUGAACGUCCAGAACCAGUCGCAAAAGACGGUGAAGCACAUCAAAGUUUCGAUCCUCCAAGUCGUGGACAUCUGCAUGUUCUCUACGGGCCGCUGGAAAGUUUGUGUCGCUACGGCAAACGGAAGCAAGGACGACUGCCCCGUGCUUCCCGGCUCGACAGUGGAGCGCCGCGUGUCGGUGACACCAUCCCUGGAGGAGAACCGCCAGAAGUACGGCGUCUUCGUCGAGAGCUACAAGGGCGACGACAUUCACUGCCUCGCUUCUUCCACCAUCAUCUCGGACCAAGCCAGGAAGAACCUGUUCGGCAUCGUCGUCUCCUACGAAGCGAAAGUGAAAGUGUAUCUCGGCACGCUGAGCUCCCUUUCGGGGCGAGGCGAGAUGGCUUGCUUCGUGCCGUUCCUGCUGAUGCACCCGAGGCCCGCAGAGUCGCCCGUCGACCUGAGCCCCGACGAGACGCUCGCGGCCACCACGUCGUCCAACAGCGCCAAGCCCGUGCCGGCCACGGGGCUCGACGAGGUGAUCGCCGAGUCCACGGCGCGCACGGGCGCGGCCGUCCUGCAGGGACCGCCGGAGUGCAGUCCCGGUGGAUCUGUGGACGUCCUUGGCGGCGACAGCCCCACUGAGACCGCGACACCGGCCGGUUCCUACUGCGAAGAUGAGCUCGUCCGCAAGUUCGACGAGGUCAACACCAGCAGCGACUGAAGCUGCGGAGGCUACGGGAAGCAGUGGCCAUUCUUGUUGCCAAUCAGUGCGGCUCGUCUGUGGCAAGCGCACGCGCCUGUCGGUACGAGCGUGCCAGUGGUCCAGAAAUGCUCCGAGACCCAACAGCCUUGCCUCGUACGGAGUCUGACUCGUACUUUCCUGUCGUGCAUGACGCGACAGUUUCCAGCAAGUGUGAUGCUCUGCUUUUCGUAAUGCUGCUGCAGGCUUUCACGACAAACAUUCAGUAGGGCAUGCCGAAUCUGGCAGCCCAUUCAGCAAGAAGCGCUUGUCGGCGUCCGAUAACAGAAGAUAUCGUAGCUGAGGCUGUGUAGUGAGAAAAAUGUCUGCUGCAUUCUUGAGCUUGCCUCACGUAGGCAAACAAUUGCCUUUAUUUACUUCCGGCGAGCUCGUCAUGGUUAGAAGGUAGAAGAAAAAGACAUAUACUGGCAACAAUCGCAAUCACAGGAUUGUUGGCCUGCUUCGGCUCCGAUGGAAACUCGCUGUUCCUUGCGCAAGCCCGGCUCCGCAAGGAUAACGCUCCUUGGGCGACAUCUUUGCAAAACCGCGCUUGCGUGUUGUUCUAGUGAAAGGCUGUAUAGGCGUCGAUUUCUUCGGCGCAGUCGCGCGAAGUGAAUCCUUCCUACUGGAAAGGCACCGAGAUUUACAAUACGCGCGCACUGCGAACUUGUACUAAGUUGUUUGCGCCACUCGGGGCGCUCGCUACAUAUGCGUGAUUCUUUCCAUAGUUGCGCGUGUAUGCUAAAAGCUUCUCGAUGUUUCUGUGCCGUCUCAAGAGCUGUUCAAUACCGCGAAUGAAUUUUUGUUUGUUUGUUUGGUGCUUGUUGUGGUCUUGGUGACACGAUGUUCGCUACUCGUGCGAGUCGAGAAUAUCCUACCAAUGUCAGCAUGUUGGCGCUUGUUAAAUGCUGAAGCGGUGCAUGCCUUUGUUUUCUGUCCUUCGAUGGUGCUUAUCUUGCACCAAAGCAGCGAGAUUUUCGCGAACUCUCUACGGAGUCAGUGACAAGCUUCGACUACAGCACGAAUCCAGAAUGGAGCUGCAAACUACCACACACUGUCGUUUUUGCGGAUUCCUCCAGUUCUUGUUGACGUGAGCACGCAGAGGCGCUGCCUCUGCAGGCAAUCUUGUUCUACUACGUUCGUUGUGAAUAGCUGUUUAUCUUCCUCGCGUUGUUGUCCCGGUGCCAUGAUUUGUGAUCUUUAUCAGACUAACACGAGCUUAUGGGGACCACGCAGUCUUGGACUAGCGCAGAUGAAGAAAGAGCGAUAGGAUGGUUACGCUUGAUGAAGGCUUUCGGUGAUGGGCGUAGCCGACGAGUGAUUAUGUUGUCAUCGACGCGUUGUGCCAAAACAUAUAUAAACAUACAUGUAACUGCCGUGAUAAGCGCCUGCUUGAGGCCACAGCUGGGAUAAGAGCGAAGACAAAACGGCUACGAAACGGUAUCAUGAUUGCUGCUGAGGUGCGAAAGACAAUGAGUGGGUAGCGGCGCUGUUUUGAUUAAGCUUGGAUGUUUAUUUAAGCGUCCCCGGACCAUGCGUAACGUACUUCGUGAUGUAGUGUGAUGUGAUUAUUGCAGCUGCCCUCUCAGUACUCUUCGCUGUAACUUUGUAUUGGUGUUCGAGGCAUCCGGCAACCGAAGAAGCACGCACCUGAAACAUGCGCACGCCAAGAAGCCCUCUUCCAGGGCUUCUUUCAUUAAGCAUUGUCUAGAGAAGAAGUAGCAGUUUUUCUUCUCGGCCGCUUGCCAAGAGUCUCAACAAAUUCGUGGCAAGGCAACCCGCGCUACGAACAGAACCUUUGUGUUGUGUUCUGAAAUCAACUGCGUCUCGUGUAGCUGCCCGACUAUGAAAUAGUGUAGAGCCUACGGGGAACAAUCGUGUCAAGCUCGAUACCCCGCAUUUUGUAUACGGUGCUGCCACUUUGUUCUGAGUUGAGUGUGCAACGCUGACGCUACUUCCACACCUGCAUUUAGAGAGCCGCUGCUACACCAGCCAGGCGAUCCCAUCUCACUUUCUCUCUCCAGAGCAAACAAAUGAAGGGGAUCUCCGAGCGGGCGCAGGAGUAGGCAGCGAGCCACGCGCUCUUUUUCGCGACUCCUUUUCAUUCAGCGCUUUCCGGACGCAGAGGUCGUUCACACACGCAAUUUCCUGUUGCAGCGUUGCUUCCCGAAAAGUUAUCUAUUUUGGCGUACUCUCGCCUCCCCCUUCCCCUCCGCCCUCUCUGCCCCUCUACCGUCACCGCAAUUAUUUAAGCAACGGCGGGAGGCAUAGCACAAAGCUGAUUUUGCAAGUGCCUGCACGCAUGCUGCAGCAACGGGGUGCUAUUGGUGCAUACGCCAAGAUGAAAUGAACAAAAAAGAUUAACCUAAUAAUGGCGCAAGCAGAUCAUUACGCGAACCGCGCGCGCGUGCUGUCAGGCUGCAGUCAUAUGUAUGUAAGUCACGAAGCGGACCAUUGCCCCGUUCCCUCCGUUCUCGAUUUUUUUACCUCGCGUCGCAGGGCCCGCAGGAUUCCUCGCGUGUACAUACAUUUCUAAAUCACGUGCCGCGUUGAUGUCCGGUGACCACCGCUCUCUAUAUUUGAUACGAAACACAUAUGGCAUCGCGUCAACGUGCAGGCAUGGAAGGCAAAAAAAAAAAAGAAAAACACAGACAAGCAGCGUUUGCUCCCCUCCAGAUCAAAUUCCAAGCACCCGUCGUCGCUCGGCUAAUGAGAAAAGUUGCCCGGCGCGCACCAUUGGUAGGCGUAGAACAACAACAAACAAGGUAUGCCGCAGAGAUGGAGAGAGCGCGCACGGCAUAUUAAAGCACCUUGUACUAUACGGCCCGUUCUAGUCGGUCGCCUCUUACUUGUCGAUGCAGACCGUCCCUCCUCCUCAUAAAUCAUUCUGUUGGCGGCAUCAGCGACCGCAGGAACGCGUGUGCGUGCUUCCCUAUCCAUUUCCCCGAAAGCAGGCCCAGUGCGCUGACGCAACUGUUCCCCCGGGUGACAUUGAAGCAGCUCGGUCGCACGUGGUUCGCUCGGCGGCGCGUCCGGCGCUAAGGUGCCUAACAGCCGUCUGCGACCCUGGCGGUCCGCGCGGCGAUAUUUCUUCGACCAUGUACAAAAGCAAAUGGCUUGUCUCGGCUGUCACCCGGCGGCGCCGCCACGCUGGAUUCUCAGCAAAGACGUGACGCGGCUGCCUGUCUUGUCGAGAGCCGACCGCCGCAUGGCGGGGAUGAUAUGUAAGGAAGGCGAACGGCACGCGCGCCGCUUACCACCCACGUUUCGCGAGAAGGAAGCGUUGUGUGCGGUUCGCUCGAGUUACGCUGCUCUCGGGAUUGUUUUUGGGAUGGCUGUGCUGUGAUUAGACUUACUACAACCAUUUACUACCACCGCUACUGAUAUACUGGACUGUACGAGUAUAAUGUGUAUGCAUACGCACUGUACAGAUUUGAGGUGUAUAGCUUGUACACAUGUCCAAUAUAUGGAAAUGGUUAGCUGAUGUGUUGAGCAUGUCGCUGGUCUUGUUGGUGGUAAGCGUGCCCAUGUAGCCUGUUUACCGCACAUUGAUGUGGGAAAAGAAAAAUGUGAGCCCAAGUCUCUCGGCUUGUGACACUGCACUGUCGUUGUUCUGAGACUGUGACACUGACUUCAGGUGGCUCGCUGCAGGAGCUUCUUCACCUCGUGACGCUUAUACCUCGAACUCCAGAGAUAACGAGCUAAACUGCAACAUUUCUAUUAAUGUAUAAAAUUUGAGGUGCCACUUGGUUCUUUGAACCUGGUAUUCAACUGCCUGCGAUAAAAGUCAAUGUAAUCAGGAGUAAGGUAUGAACUUUCAGUGAAAUUAUAGGGAUAACAGAAAGAGAAAACUGGAAAUGCGGAAAGGAAGCGUAAUCUGAGCAACGUCAGCUCUUAUAUGUCUGCCAGAGAAACAGAUUUCAGGGGAUCAUAUAUAUAUAGUGUUGAGAUCCUUUCUCCCCUUGAUUAAUUACAACGCUAUGUUUUGCCUCGGGGUGACUUCUCUAUCGUCAGUUAAGACCAAAAUUCCCAUCGCCUGGCUACCUUCCGCGGGAGAACACAGGAUUCCAUCAGGAGCUUUAUCAGGAACCACAGCUCCACUGUAUGUCGCUUCGGAGCUGGUUUGACACAACAAAUGAGCCAUCUGAGCUGUGACUACACCAUAUCAACUGGAGGCCUUGGAAAAAGUUCAUACAAACCUACAGGGAGCAUUCAGUCUGAUAGCAGUUUGCACACAGUCACCUCAAUCAUGGUUUCGCUAAGCUUGGAAACGUAUCUGGUCUCUAGCUCCGUUUAAUGACUCAAUGGAAGUCGCCGUGCUUGUGUGAGCUCAUCCGCUUUGAGGUUACAUCUUUUCACAUGCUUUGAUGUCAUAGGAAGACAAGAAAUUAUCGUACACACCGAAAAUCUAGAGACAUUUUUGGGCAGUUACUAAUAUAGCCACGAUUUCAGUAAUAGAUUACAACAUAAAAGGUUGCUUGAAUCAAACACUUUACACUUCAACAGCGGGAAAGUAUCCUUGCAUUGAAAAUUUAACCUAAAAGCUGCUUCUCAGAAUGUCUCAAUAACUCAAUUACGAAUAUGAACACAUUCGCGAGGAGCCUUGGCAACACAGUCAUCAAGUGCGAUACUAAAUCAGUACAGCUAAUGAACUACAAGUGCUCGUGGUUGUUGGUGGCGUUGCUUAAACUGGGAUAGAGCCGGCGGAUGUGUAAGAAAAGUUUCUAGUCACGUUGCUCACUGAAUGAAUAUUCUGCAAGGAACAUCACAAUUACGAGGUAGAGACUCAACCUCGAUCCUAACAUUAGCUUAUUGUUGUAGCAGCAGUGGACGUCUUGCAUAUAAUAUGAUAAAUUAAGGGAAUAAAUUAUAUAGUCCUUCUAGUGUGUGUUACAAACUAAUCAUUCGUUUCAGCAGCUAAUCCCUCAAUGGUACAAAGUUGGCACACUGAAGAAACGAUAUCUUCCUGACCACUGCUAACUUCUACAUCUGCAGACGGUCGCAUUUACUGGGCAAAAACUGUUUUUGCUUUAUUACCACGGCAGGUUCGAGCUAAAGCUCCUUAUCCACUUUUUCUCAUUAAUUACUUGGUCGCACCCACACAUCAAGGAUUAUAUUGCAAGCACAGCCUCACGCCAGCACAGCGACUUUGGGUAGUGGGUAAGAUCAGUAAGACACUGUGCGUAAGCCCAUAGGAAGAGAGGAGACUGAAAAUUCUAAAAGACAAUUUCCCGGCGGCUUUAGCGAAAUUAGUCGAAACGAGUGCGUCUGCAUGAUCACUUAUGGGCAGACUAUACUUACUGCCAGCAGUGCCACGUUUUCAAUCAGAUAUCAUGGUUCGAGAAGGUAUAGAAGUGGUGGUAGCGUGUAUAUCUGUGAGUUUCGACGACACUGGACGGGAUGAUGUGUCUGAUAAAUGACGUCAUCGACGGAAUGUGACCCCCCCUCCCCCUUGUCCAGAGCAGUUCCUCGCAAGAAUACACUCACGGAGACGUAUAUACACUGUUGUACGCGAAUCUCAUCUAACCACAAUGCUUGGCUAAUCGAGCUUUCAUAUUUUGUUUUACCAGCCUUACUGUAACGCGCUUGCAUCGUCAUCGUCAACAAGUUCACUAAUAAAAGUCAUAUAUGGCGCUUGAA